AGCAUUACAUGUUAGGUUGUUUCUCAGAGGGAUUUUUUUCCCCCUCACAUUAAGUUUGGGAGCAAACUCUUGAAAGAUGAAUCAAUUUAUUUUAUAUGCUGGAUUGGCUUUACUGCUUGGUAGAUCAAUACCAACAGCUGCACAAACAACAACUCAAGAAAUUACAACUGAAGUCACAUCUACAACUCUUCUGGAAACAUAUACUACACCAUCAUUUAUAUUGGAUUCAACGACAGAAACAGAAACAUCAACUACACCAGCUUCUGCAUUGGGACCAACAACAACAGCUAGAUCAACAGUGGUAGCUCAACCAACAACAACUGAAACCACUUCUACAUCUCAAAUGGAAACAUCAGCUACACCAGCAUCUACAACUCAACCAACAAUGCCUCCGCCAACAACAACAACACCAACUACAACUGAAACUACAACUACAAAUGAACCAGAAACAUUAACUACAUCAGUAACUACAUCUGAUCCAACAGUGGCAUUUCAACCAACAUCUGAAACCACAUCUACAACUCAAACAGAAAUAUCAACUACACCAGCAUCUUCAUCUGAACCAACAACAGCAGCACAACCAACAACAGUAAUUCAAUCAACAUCAACUGAAACCACAACUCAAACAGAAACAUCAACUAUUUUAGCAUCUACAUCUGAACCAACAACAAUAGCUGAAUCAACACUGGUAGUUCAAACAACAACAACUGAAACCACAUCUUCAUUUCAAACAGAAACAUCAACUACACCAGAAUCUACAUCUGAAUCAACAACAAUGGCUACAACUCAACCAACAACUGCCUCGCCAACUACAACCCAACCACAAACAACAACUGAAACCACACCUACAACUCAAACAGAAAUAUCAACUACACCAGCAUCUACAUCUGAACCAACAACAGCAGCACAACCAACAUCAACUGAAACCACAACUCAAACAGAAACAUCAACUAUUUCAGCAUCUACACCUGAACCAACAACAAUAGCUGAAUCAACACUGGUAGUUCAAACAACAACAACUGAAACCACAUCUACAACUCAAACAGACAUAUCAACUACACCAGCAUCUACAUCUGAAUCAACAACAAUGGCUACAACUCAACCAACAACUUCCCUGCCAACUACAACCCAACCACAAACAACAACUGAAACCACAUCUACAACUCAAACAGAAACAUCAACUAUUUCAGCAUCUACACCUGAACCAACAACAAUAGCUGAAUCAACACUGGUAGUUCAAACAACAACAACUGAAACCACAUCUACAACUCAAACAGACAUAUCAACUACACCAGCAUCUACAUCUGAAUCAACAACAAUGGCUACAACUCAACCAACAACUUCCUCGCCAACUACAACCCAACCACAAACAACAACUGAAACCACAUCUACAACUCAAACAGAAAUAUCAACUACACCAGCAUCUACAUCUGAACCAACAACAGCAGCACAACCAACAACAGUAAUUCAACCAACAUCAACUGAAACCACAUCUUCAAUUCAAACAGAAACACCACCUAUACCCCUAGAAUCUACAUCUGAAUCAACAACAAUGGCUACAACUCAACCAACAACUUCCUCGCCAACUACAACCCAACCACAAACAACAACUGAAACCACAUCUACAACUCAAACAGAAAUAUCAACUACACCAGCAUCUACAUCUGAACCAACAACAGCAGCACAACCAACAACAGUAAUUCAACCAACAUCAACUGAAACCACAUCUUCAAUUCAAACAGAAACACCACCUAUACCCCUAGAAUCUACAUCUGAAUCAACAACAGUGGCUACAACUCAACCAACAACUUCCCCGCCAACUACAACCCAGCCACAAACAACAACUGAAACCACAUCUACAACUCAAACAGAAAUAUCAACUACACCAGCAUCUACAUCUGAACCAACAACAGCAGCACAACCAACAACAGUAAUUCAACCAACAUCAACUGAAACCACAUCUUCAAUUCAAACAGAAACACCACCUAUACCCCUAGAAUCUACAUCUGAAUCAACAACAAUGGCUACAAUUCAACCAACAACUUCCCUGCCAACUACAACCCAACCACAAACAACAACUGAAACCACAUCUACAACUCAAACAGACAUAUCAACUACACCAGCAUCUACAUCUGAAUCAACAACAAUGCCUACAACUCAACCAACAACUUCCUCGCCAACUACAACCCAACCACAAACAACAACUGAAACCACAUCUACAACUCAAACAGAAAUAUCAACUACACCAGCAUCUACAUCUGAACCAACAACAGCAGCACAACCAACAUCAACUGAAACCACAUCUACAACUCAAACAGACAUAUCAACUACACCAGCAUCUACAUCUGAAUCAACAACAAUGGCUACAACUCAACCAACAACUUCCUCGCCAACUACAACCCAACCACAAACAACAACUGAAACCACAUCUACAAUUCAAACAGAAAUAUCAACUACACCAGCAUACAUCUGA
This is a messenger RNA of Megalobrama amblycephala (Wuchang bream), 2473 nucleotides long. RefSeq names its product mucin-5AC-like. Lineage: Eukaryota; Metazoa; Chordata; Actinopteri; Cypriniformes; Xenocyprididae. The transcript has 2 exons. The record is from RefSeq and is a predicted model, not a curated record. Bases 77 to 2473 code for a protein of 798 amino acids.